This is a messenger RNA of Planococcus citri (citrus mealybug), 1190 nucleotides long. Its product is annotated as androgen-induced gene 1 protein-like. The record is from RefSeq and is a predicted model, not a curated record. Gene Ontology annotation, cellular component: membrane; endomembrane system. The transcript has 5 exons. Lineage: Eukaryota; Metazoa; Arthropoda; Insecta; Hemiptera; Pseudococcidae. Bases 268 to 990 code for a protein of 240 amino acids.
UAAAAUUCAAGGAUAACUGCUGAAUGUGAUUUUGAAGCGAUCUCUGACUGAAUGUCAGUAUAGUAUCAGUGAUCAUGGACUUGUGGUCAUGUUGUAGUGUUUAAUACGUUCAAAUAGUGGACGGAUUUUUUGGACAAGUGGUCGAGUGACGUGAUUUAAUUGUGUAUCGAUUACGAAAAACAUGAUUUUAUACUUAAUUCUGUGAAUUUCAGGCUGUUUUAAUUCAUUUUUGAGUACUUUUCACCAGUUUUUUUCGUCGUAGUAAACAUGGCUUCAAGUGUAAUUCAAACUGCCAACUUUGUUAUCCGACUGAUAGCAGCUGUACACCUGUUAAUUGGCCUUUAUGGCAUGUGCCAAGUGGUUAUUCCGGUGCAUGUGCUGCCAAUUGAUUCAGCUUUCAGUGGAAAAUUCAAAUAUCUUACUUUUUGGAGCUUGUGUUUGGAAACGGUGUAUUUCUGGUUCGCUAUUGUCGAUAGUUUAUUGGUAUCCGAAUCCAGCGAUAACGAAAAGAAACCGCUGAGGAAGAUCAGGGAUCAUUAUUUCUUAUCUCUUGUGUUUCCAAUGUCGUCGUUUGUAACGGUCACCUUCUGGGUAUUGAUGACCAUAGACCGUAAAUUGGUUAUGCCAAAAAGUUUUGAUCCAUUUUUCCCAUCUUGGCUGAAUCAUUCUGUCCAUACGGUCGUUAUAAUUUAUGCACUUUUAGAACUGUUGACCAGUUAUCACAGAUGCUCGCAGACCAUUUAUAAACAGUGCGUUGCUUUGUGGAUUGUCACAAUCGCAUAUAUGAUAUGGUGCCACGUCGUUUACUACAAAACCAACUUAUGGGUUUAUCCGAUUCUAAACGAACUUUCUUUCCCCUUCCGGAUGUUAUUCUUCUUGGGAUGCCUAUUAUUAUCGACAGUAUUUUUAAUCAUCGGAUUCCACGCAAAUAAUAUCAUUUGGAAGAGAAGAAUAGAGAUCAAAUCGAAGAAGCAAAAAAAGAUAAGAUAAAAGCAUCCAGUAACGCGAGGCAAUAUCUACCUAUUCAUCAUCUAAAAAUUUCGAAACAGGUGGUUUUUUAGUUAAUAAAUGGAGAAUGGCCAGUCCACGUCGGAGUUAUUUUAUUUUAUUGAUUUUUCGUUUUAAAAAUGUCGUUGUGAUUUCAUUUUUGUUGUUGUGUGUUAAAUAUAAAUUUUGGUUUUGUAUUACAA